Messenger RNA from Manduca sexta (tobacco hornworm), 459 nucleotides. RefSeq lists its product as uncharacterized. Lineage: Eukaryota; Metazoa; Arthropoda; Insecta; Lepidoptera; Sphingidae. Gene Ontology annotation, cellular component: membrane. The transcript is spliced from 5 exons. Bases 1 to 459 code for a protein of 152 amino acids. The record is from RefSeq and is a predicted model, not a curated record.
AUGUCCGUGAUGUCAAGGUCAUGUAUAAAACAGAUAUUCGAUUUAAUUUAUAGUGCAAAGGCACUCUUGCCCCCUUCAGCUCUGACGGUGCAGCUUGGCGUCGGGCUGGUCUUCCUCGCCAUGUUCAGCUUCUUCAUCUCGUUCAUGGGGUUUUAUGGAGCGAUUUCGAGGUCGCAGUUCCUGCUUUUCAUGUAUGCGACAUUGAAUAUGCUGGUUCUUCUCUUGGAGUGCGCUCUGCUCUUCUAUUUCUCUUCAAACUUAGUCGAGAAAGGGCAGCGCGAAGGCGACCAGUGGACGCACACACUCCGACUCACGUUCAAAUGCUGCGAAUUAAAUGUAACACAGCAGGAUGUGCAGAUCCCGUGGUCUUGUUGCGGUGUGGUGGGAUACCCUAACAACUGCACCUCCUCAACAGUCUUUCAGGACGUAAGUCAACAUACCAUAAUUAACUCCAUUUAG